This is a messenger RNA of Pocillopora verrucosa, 1408 nucleotides long. RefSeq names its product chymotrypsin-like elastase family member 2A. Gene Ontology annotation, biological process: proteolysis. Gene Ontology annotation, molecular function: serine-type endopeptidase activity. Lineage: Eukaryota; Metazoa; Cnidaria; Anthozoa; Scleractinia; Pocilloporidae. The record is from RefSeq and is a predicted model, not a curated record.
AUUUGUUUGAACAACUCCCUAGGAACGACAAAGAAAAGUCGUCUCACAAUGAUCAUUCACUAUGAAUGAUGUUGAUUUUGAGCCUAAAGCAAUUUUCAUUUGAAAGGAUUCUUUACUUAAACUGAAACACGUAGUAACACUACUAGGAGCAGUAUUUUCAACAAGCAAAAUGGUAGUUGCGGUGGUGGUUUUUCUGGCAAUUUGCUUAUUGCAGCUCAAUCAAGCGUCCUCAUUUAGCGGUUGUGGACAGCGAAAUCCGUCGUCUCGCAUUGUUGGAGGAGAGGAAGCCAAACAAGGUUCCUGGCCCUGGCAAAUAGAGCUCCUAGUGUCACAACCAUCAGCUGACAAUGACUUGAAACCAGUCUUCUCUCAUCGUUGCGGAGGAACCUUAAUUGAUCUUCAAUGGGUGGUGACAGCUGCUCAUUGCGUUUUCAUGUACCCCGCCCCUGACCAUUAUAAAGUUGUCGUAGGACAGACACAUCGAACUGAAGUAAAGGAGCCAUACGAGAACAAAGACGUAUACGAUGUGGCAAGCGUAAGGAUCCACGAAGAAUAUAUGACUCAUGGCUACGGCUUUGAUGUUGCGCUGGUGAAACUAGCAAGACCUGUUAUUUUAGAGCCUGGAAGAGUCUGGCCAGCCUGCCUUCCUGAACAAGGAAAGCGAGUGUCUGUUGGAAAAUUAUGUUUCAUCACUGGCUGGGGCAAAACAUCGGCGAACUUGAACUCUGACUUUUCGAAAGUUCUUAAACAAGCUAAAAUGCCAGUUGUAGACUACCAGACCUGUGCUGCUGGAAAUGCCAACUUGUCUUACGCCAAAGUGAACGAUGAAACUAUGUUGUGUGCUGGUUACGGUGGAAGUAGCGUAAUCAGUGGUUGCCAUGGUGAUAGCGGGGGACCUUUCGUCUGUCGGGAGCGCAGACUUUGGGUCUUAAGAGGAGCUGUAAGCUGGGGAGACCAUCGGUGUAAAGCUGGUUCGACAUUCUCUGUUUUUACUCGGAUCAGCACAUUUGUGGAUUGGAUCUCCGCCACUAAAAUAAAACCAGAACAUGUGUCUGGCGAGUCUUGCAAUGAUGACUUGCUGCAUUGUGGAAAGUGGUCCAAGGAAAAGUUUUGUGGAAGACCAUGGUAUAGGAACUACAUGAAGUUAUUCUGUCGCAAGAGCUGCGGACACUGCUCCAAUUAAGCCUUCAGCUCUUUCAAAGGUUGCAAACAUGGAAAGGCAGAUAUUGUAUAAGGAACCUACUUUUAAAACAGUUCGUCUUGUUAGGGGCAUGGAAAAUACGUGAAGUUACAAUAAGUUACAAUAAAGUGACGCAUGACAACUACAGUAAAAUGUGAUAGACGUUUGUAGAGAGUUGUGACGUGAACCGGAAUAAAAGGCAACAAAACCUGAAGCAGCAAAAAUAAA